Molecule: messenger RNA, 2888 nt
Organism: Pogoniulus pusillus (Red-fronted tinkerbird)
Lineage: Eukaryota; Metazoa; Chordata; Aves; Piciformes; Lybiidae
Product: zinc finger protein 345-like
Exons: 2
Coding region: 213-2648 (811 amino acids)
Biological process (GO): regulation of transcription by RNA polymerase II
Molecular function (GO): RNA polymerase II cis-regulatory region sequence-specific DNA binding; DNA-binding transcription factor activity, RNA polymerase II-specific
Source: RefSeq, a predicted model, not a curated record
GCGCACGUGGCUGCGGCAGCGGCAGAGCAGAGAUCUGCGCCGCAGGCUCUGAGCUCCCCAGGCCGGCAGGAGCCUGCCGGGGCCGGCGCUCGGCACCGUCCUGUGCGCGGAGCUCUGCCUCGGCCUCCGCUCUGCGCCCCCCGCGUGUGCCAGGCACUUGGGUCUCAUGUCCUUACCUGAGGGCACAGGGGUGUCCCGUCCCCCCCAGCUGCAUGGCUGCCCAGAAGGGCACAGAUGAAAUCCUGGAGGAGAACCAUUUGAACAAUAAUUUAGAGGAGCCAAAGCACAGCCUUGAGGAAGAAGGUAAUGAAGACAUAGAUCAGGAGGCCAUGGAGGAUGAACUACAUGAGGAGGAGGAUGACAGUGAGUAUGAGGGAGAUGAAGAAGAUGAUGUGGAAGAAGAGGAGAAUGAAGUGGAGGAGGAGGAUGAAGAAGAGGAGGAGGAUAUGGAGGAGGAGUGCAGAGCCACAUCAGCCUCCUCUGUGCCACUGGAGCAGCCAACUCAGUGCCCCAAGUGUGGGCAGAGCUUCCCACCCAGCUUGGAGGUGGCGAAGUCUCACUGCCCCCACCCCAGUGCCCAGCCCUUUGUCUGUGGUGGCUGUGGGCACAGCUUCAGCCUCAGGUCCAAGUUCACCCAGCACCACAGGAUCCACAGCAGGAAGCAGCUGUACACCUGUGGUGGCUGCAGCAAGAGCUUCACUCGCAGCCUGACUCUCAUCGCCCACUGGCACAGCCACACCGGGAAGAAGCCCUUUGCCUGCAGCGAGUGCAGCAAGAGCUUCCGGCACAGCUUGUGUUUCCUCCAGCACCGCCGUGUCCACACCGGUGAGAGGCCUCAUGCCUGCAGUGACUGUGGCAAGAGUUUCCAGGGGAACUCGAUGCUCACUGCUCACUGGCAGGUCCAUGCUGGUGAGAAGCCCUUCAGCUGCAGCGAGUGCGGCAAGAGCUUCAGCGUCAGCUGCCACCUGUUCCGGCACCGCCGUGCCCACACCGGUGAGAAGCCGUACCGCUGUGCCGGCUGUGGCAAGAGCUUCUGUUGGAGCAAGACCCUCAUCGCCCACUGGCAUGUGCACACUGGCAAGAAGCUGUUUGCCUGCACCAGCUGUGACAAGACCUUCAGCCACAUCUCUCACUUCCUCCAGCACUGCCAUGUCCACGCCAGUGAGAGGUUGUGCAACUGCAGUGAUAGCAGCAAGAGCCUCAGUGGCAGCUCUGACCGCAGCCAGCACCUCUGCAACCACUUCUCUGAGGGCCAUGGGCUGUGCAGCAGCGAGGAGAAGCUGCCAGAUCCUGAGGUCAUCACCAGUAGCUGCAAAAAGUGCCUGCAGAGCUUCAGCAACCACUCGGCCUUGGUGCGGCACAGGCAGACCCACAGGGGUGAGAGGCCACAUGGCUGUGCUGACUGUGGCAAGGGCUGCAGCUCCAAAUUCAGUCUCACCCAGAACCACCAAAACAGAACUGGGGAAAAGCCAUUCCAGUGUGCUGACUGUGGCAAGAGCUUCACCCGCAGGUUCAGCUUAGCCCAGCACCGCCGUGUGCACACUGGUGAGAGGCCUCAUGUCUGUGGUGACUGUGGUAAGAGCUUCACCUACAGGUCCGCCUUAGCCCAGCACGGCCGUGUGCACACAGGUGAGAGGCCUCAUGUCUGUGGUGACUGUGGUAAGAGCUUCACCUGCAGAUCUGAUCUCACCAUUCACCACCAAGUGCACUCAGGUGAGAGGCCUCAUGUCUGUGGUGACUGUGGUAAGAGCUUCUCCUACAAGCACAAAUUAGCCCAGCACCACCAUGUGCACACUGGUGAGAGGCCUCAUGUCUGUGGUGACUGUGGUAAGAGCUUCUCCUACAAGUACACAUUAGCCCGUCACCACCGUGUGCACACAGGUGAGAGGCCUCAUGUCUGUGGUGACUGUGGUAAGAGCUUCUCCUACAAGUACGCAUUAGCCCGUCACCACCGUGUGCACACAGGUGAGAGGCCUCAUGUCUGUGGUGACUGUGGUAAGAGCUUCACCUGCAGAUCUCAUCUCACCCUUCACCACCAAGUGCACACAGGUGAGAGGCCUCAUGUCUGUGGUGACUGUGGUAAGAGCUUCUCCUACAAGUUCACAUUAGCCCUUCACAGCCGUGUGCACACAGGUGAGAGGCCCCAUGUCUGUGGUGACUGUGGUAAGAAGUUUACCUGCAGAUCUCAUCUCACCUUUCACCGCCGAACGCACACAGGUGAGAGGCCUCAUGUCUGUGGUGACUGUGGUAAGAGCUUCUCCCGCAAGUUCACAUUAGCCCAGCACCACCGUGUGCAUACAGGUGAGAGGCCAUAUGGGUGUGGUGACUGUGGUAAGAGCUUCAGCCACAGGAUCACAUUAACUGAGCACCGCCGUGUGCACACUGGUGAGAAGCCUCAUGUCUGUGGGGACUGUGGUAAGAGCUUCACCCGCAGAUCUGAUCUCACCCAUCACCGCCAUGUUCACACAGGUCAGAAACCCUUCACCUGUGCCAGCUGUGGCAAGAGCUACAGUCACAGGUCCAACCUCGCCCGGCACAUUCGAAUCCAUGCCUGUGACCAACCCACACCAAGUGACACAGAAGUACAAAGCUCACAGCAUUUUCAGGGUAAACCUGAGUCCCCUGGGGGACCUUUUGCAGCAGAUUGAACUGAAAUUGCCUCUUUUCACCUGCUUUUCUCAGACACAAACAGCUCCCUCCCCUUUUCAGCACCAAUUAGUGCUGCGGAGAAUAAUUAGAGUGCUGAGUUGCCACAGCUGGUGCCACUGCUGCAGCUGGGCUGGGAGUUGGCUGUUUGCUCCCCAACACUUAGGGUUUCCUAGAAGUUAAAGAAAAACCUCAUCCCAGUGAUAACGAAAAUCCCAACUCUAAUAAAGUGCUGUCUUUUG